CAGAGCUGAGAGCGCAGUCGGUCGACACACGCAGGAAUUCUAAAUUUUACUCAGUUCAUUUGAAAUUUUUUAUCGGGAAUGUUCACACACAUUUUUUGUAGUUAUAGAUAGAAAUGUUUAAGUCACUUGUCUUUAAGUAAGCGAAUCAGCGAAACAGAAGAAAAAAAAGGAAAACAGUUCAGCCAAAGUCACUUCUGUAGGGGAAAACGCGCUAUGAAAAAGUAAUUUUCGACAGAAGUAGAGUUGAAACAAUCCCACUUUCUUAAAUUCUCUUUCGAGUGUCGAAGAAAAAAAACACGUACAUACACACGGAAUACCAGUGAUACUAGCGAAGCUGUGAACAGUUAAUGGAAAUUUACUAGCUAAUUAAACCAAUUUAAGCAUAAGAAUCUACCCAGCAUCAGCAGCUCGUCGCUAAGCUAAAACCACCAGCACCACAACCAGCAGCAUCAAAAUGUCUACCGUCGACAAGGAGGAGUUGGUCCAGAAGGCUAAACUGGCCGAACAGUCGGAACGAUAUGACGACAUGGCACAAGCGAUGAAAUCAGUGACAGAAACCGGAGUAGAACUAUCAAACGAAGAACGAAACCUGCUAUCUGUCGCCUACAAGAACGUCGUCGGUGCGCGAAGAUCGUCAUGGCGAGUAAUAUCGUCGAUUGAGCAAAAGACCGAAUCCUCUGCCCGCAAACAGCAACUGGCCCGGGAGUACAGAGAACGAGUCGAGAAGGAGCUUAGGGAAAUCUGCUACGAAGUGCUGGGUCUCCUGGACAAAUUCUUGAUCCCCAAAGCGAGUAAUCCAGAAAGCAAGGUGUUUUACCUCAAAAUGAAGGGAGAUUACUACAGAUACCUAGCCGAGGUAGCCACAGGAGAAACCCGCAACACUGUAGUAGACGAUUCCCAAGCCGCUUACCAGGAUGCCUUUGAGAUUAGUAAAGGCAAAAUGCAGCCAACACACCCCAUCCGAUUGGGUCUCGCGCUCAAUUUCUCUGUCUUCUAUUACGAGAUCCUAAACUCGCCAGACAAAGCCUGCCAGCUGGCGAAACAGGCGUUCGAUGACGCGAUCGCCGAGCUGGACACGCUGAACGAGGAUUCCUACAAAGACUCCACCCUGAUCAUGCAAUUGCUGAGGGACAACCUCACCCUGUGGACGUCGGACACCCAGGGCGACGGAGAUGAACCACAGGAGGGUGGCGAUAAUUAACCAAACUAAAAUUAAUGAGAAACAAAAAAACACACACACUUAAAUAUAAUAGAAAUUCCUUUUGACUAAUUAAUUACAAAAACAAAAAGAAAAACAAGACAGAAAAAACAACAGCAGCAGCAGCAACAACAACAGCAACAUCAGCGAGCGGAAGGCAAAACCAACAGCAGCAGAAGCAGAAGCAAAACAAAUGCAGAAAAUCAUUUCUUUAAGAAAUCGCUAACACACAGACACACAGCAACACAAACACACACACACACUCAGACAGACACAUUUUCUUUGUGAAUAAAAAAAAACAAAACCAAAACAAAACGCUCUUGCAACAGCAGCAGCAGCAGCAAAAGGAGACAAAAAAGAAAAAGAGAGAAAGAGAAACAAAAAGUACAUGUUUGUAUGUAUGUUCUAUUUAUCCCCUCGUUCCCGAAUAAUCGUUUCCAUUUGGGAAACAUCCGAACUACAAAGAGAAAACAAAAGGAGUAAAAGAGAGAGAGAGAGAAAGAAGAAGCAGAAGUUUAGUCUCUUCGUUACAAACAUUGUGCAUUGUGCAUUGUGUAUAGUUUGAAACUUUGCGGAAAUUUUGUUACUUUUUUUUUGUUUUUUAUAUUUUAUAUAAUCGCGAAGGGGCCUUUACGCGGGCUCUCGAGCAAACUUUUAUCACUUUUGUUUCUUUUCUUUUUCUUUCUUUUCUUUUUUUGGAACACAAACAAGUCUCUCAAUCUCGGAGACUUGCGACGGCAGCGACUUGAGUUACUCUCUCUUUUGUCCGGUUUACAUUGCAAAGAAACACGUGGCGCGCCAGGGCAGGUUCGUUUAUUCCGUCACGUGGACGUUUUUUUUCUUUUUUCGUUGUUUUCGAGUUGGAAUUUCGCCUUAUUUUUUCGAAUUACCGUGCUGGCGCUCGCAAAAGUGAUUCGGCUUUUGCUUGCGCUGCAGAGAGAGAUGUGUUUUACUCAGAACAUUCGUUCCCGUGUAACGUGAAAAAGAAAAGAAAAAUAAAAAAACACCGAAUUGUAUUAUUCUAUGCCUCUGUGUCACCCCCUAAUACGAAAAAUAAACUAAGAGAAAAACAAAAACGUAAAAAAACAAACACUUCUAUAAAUGUACACACACAGAUCCCAGAAUUGAAGUUUUUUGUGAUUCAUCUUGGUGCGAACGCCCCCUCGCCGGAAAAGGUCAUUUGGGGCUGUCCAGAGAGGGCGCUUCGCGCGAAAAUUUUCCAACUUUUUUAACCACGAAAAAAAACAAAGAUUAAACUUAACUGUUGUGGCAGAGAAUGUGUGUCCUGUUGUCACACGUCUAUUUGAGAACAACUAAAGAAAAUCAGAAGGAAGAACUAACAUCGCCGACGAGAACUAAGGAAAGAACAGAACAUCGUUCGCAAACAAAAACAACAUCAUAUGGAAAUUAUUACUCUAAAAACAAAACAAGAACAAGAACAUCAGCAGAAAAAUAAAACAAGAACAAGCGCAUAAUGUAAGAGGUAAUGUUUUUAUUAAAAGGCAGAAAAUUUAAAAAAAUAUCCUAACUUUUCUGACAAGGAAAGAAAACUUGGCUGAGAAUGCUUGAGAGAGCUCCACGUUCUGUGAAAAUCAAGAAUUGUAACAAGGAACAUUUUUUAAUUUAAUGGCGUUCACAAACACACAGAAACUCACGAUUUUUCAUGUAUUAUAACAACAAAGUAUGGAAAAAACAGCUAAAUAAAAUGGAACAACAUUAACUGUCCGAUAACUGGAAAAAAGAAACAAA
Culex quinquefasciatus (southern house mosquito) is the source of this 2947-nucleotide messenger RNA. It is a transcript of the gene 14-3-3zeta, whose product is annotated as 14-3-3 protein zeta. The transcript is spliced from 7 exons. Bases 455 to 1201 code for a protein of 248 amino acids. Gene Ontology annotation, cellular component: cytoplasm. Gene Ontology annotation, biological process: signal transduction. NCBI's taxonomy places the organism in Eukaryota, Metazoa, Arthropoda, Insecta, Diptera, Culicidae. The record is from RefSeq and is a predicted model, not a curated record.